GCGUUAAGUGCAAAAGAAGCUACCACGAAAGUCGCGCUCAAGCGUGCCUCACUGCCGCUGGCCCUCAUGCCAUCGGCGCGCUAUCAUCCAUGCCAUCUGCGUUACCACACGUGUCGCUGUCGGAGCCGUCGGAUCCUCAGCCCCUCGCGACUCAUGCGAAGGCGUCCGUGCCAAUCAUAAACCCAAACACGCGGCCGCACACGAGCGAAACCCUAGUUUCCCCCCAUACCGCCCUCCCACGGUACCCCCCGCCUCCGGCCGCCGCCGGCACCCGUCUGCCCGCCGCCGACGCUGCCCGAGGCCCCGCUGGCGGAGCGUGUCGAGGGAUCGCCCGCGGCCCGCGAUCAUCCGAGCCCAAUCGCUAGAGGACGCCGGAGCCGCCUCGGAGCUCCGCCGGGGAAAUCUGGUCUCGUCCUCUGCCGGAGUGGAGGAGGACCUCCAGCAGAAGGAUCCGGUAGUGGGGAACGAGCUCUCAACACCUCCGAUUCGUCUCCCUCUCACCGAUUCGAUGUAUCAAGAAAAAGACUGUCUUUUCUGAUUUGUUCCGCUGAAUUUCGUCACUUUGGCUUGGUUAACCGAGAUCCAGUCGCAAGAGUCCGCAGAAGAACUCAAAUCCACGUGGGAGAUGGCGAAAUAUUUUGGCAAAUUCGCUCUUUUUGAUUUCGUGGUACGGUUGUGCCCAUGUUGUCCAAGCUUAGAUCCGCCCAAAAUGUAAGGGGCGUCGUUUGCUAGAUCUUUGAAGCUCAGGGAAGGAGCAGAAGCAGAUAAAGAUAGUAAAUUUAGCAAGAGAUGGCGCAAGCGAUGGAGAAGUUGGGAGGGACGAGCGAGGAGGAAGAGGAGGAGGGGAUGGACAUGGACGUGAAGGAAGAGGAUGACGAGGACGAGGACGGAAGGAUCCGGGCGAUGGUGGCCGGAGCCGUGGAGAUCAGCGGCGGCGGCCGGUACUUCCUCGCCUUGCCGGACCUGCCGCAGGAGUCUGGGGACCGGGCGGACGCUCCUGCGUCGGCGUCGGGAUCGGGAUCGGGAUCACGGCGGAGCAGGCCGGCGGAGGAGAAGGAGCGUACCAAGCUGCGGGAGCGGCACCGGCGCGCGAUCACCGGCCGGAUCCUUGCGGGCCUCCGCCGCCACGGCAACUACAACCUCCGCGUCCGCGCCGACAUCAACGAGGUCAUCGCCGCCCUCGCCCGCGAGGCCGGCUGGGUCGUCCUCCCCGACGGCACCACCUUCCCUGCUUCCCAGGUCGGGAGGCCCGCCGCCGCCGCCGCCGCCGCCGUCGCCAUCCCAGCUACGCCCACUGCCACAGCCGCCCCGCCGUCCCCUACUCCGCCCUUCAGGGGCAUCGCCCCCGCCGGCGCCCUCCGCACGCUGGACCACCCCUCUGGCCGUCUUAAGGGCGUCUUCACCCCUCCCAUCUCCGCCUACGACGGCCACUGCCGCAGCGUCGUCCCCGUGGCAGGAGCCAGCCGAGCUGGAGAAAAGGUCGCCGACAGCUCCCCUCUUAUCGGCAGCAGCACCGACUCCGGCAACGACAAGCAGUUGAUGGAUCUAAUCCCCAGUUUGCCGGAGCGGGACUUUGCAGGCUCCCCUUAUGUCCCGGUUUAUGUUAUGCUUCCUCUGGGUGUAGUCAAUACGUAUUGUGAGCUGGUUGAUCCAGACGGUCUAAUGGAGCAGCUGAAGAAAUUGAAAUCCAUAGGGGUCGAUGGUGUGAUGGUAGACUGCUGGUGGGGGAUAGUUGAGGCCCAUCUCCCGCAGCAGUACAAUUGGAAGGGUUACAUGCACCUUUUCCAGAUUGUGCGAGAUACAAAGCUCAAGUUGCAGGUUGUCAUGUCAUUUCAUGAAUGUGGAGGUAAGGUUGGAGAUGAUAUGUGUAUUCCUCUGCCUCAAUGGGUGGCAGAAAUUGGCAGAAGCAAUCCAAACAUUUAUUUCACAGAUUCAGAAGGAAGAUGCAACCCAGAAUGUCUUUCUUGGGGUGUGGACAAGGAAAGAGUCUUACUAGGCCGAACAGCACUUGAGGUCUAUUUUGACUUCAUGAGGAGCUUCAGGGUAGAAUUUGAUGAAUUCUUUGAGGAUGGUACUAUCUGUGAGAUUGAGAUUGGGUUAGGUCCUUAUGGAGAGUUACGUUACCCAUCUUAUCCUGUGAGGCAUGGAUGGAGAUAUCCUGGCAUCGGAGAAUUUCAGUGUUAUGAUUCGUUCUCGCAGAAAAGUUUGAAAAAAGCAGCAGACGCUAGGGGCCACUCUGUAUGGGCAAGAGGACCACAUAAUGCAGGUUCCUAUAACUCCCAACCUCAUGAAACCGGAUUCUUAUGUGAUGGAGGAGAAUAUAAUAGUCAAUAUGGUAGAUUCUUUCUUGGUUGGUACUCGCAAGUGUUGGUGGAACAUGGUGACAGUGUAUUAUUUCUGGCUAAAUUGGCCUUUGAUGGCUCAUCCAUUUCUGUUAAGAUAUCUGGUAUCCACUGGUGGUAUAAAACAGCGAGUCAUGCUGCUGAAUUGACUGCUGGUUUUUACAACCCAUGUAAUCGUGAUGGCUAUGCUCCAAUAGCAUCAAUGUUAAAGAAGCAUGGUGCAGCUUUGAACUUCACUUGUACUGAAUUGCACACAUUGGAUCACUACGAGGACUUUCCAGAGGCAAUGGCGGAUCCUGAAGGUUUGGUCUGGCAGGUACUGAAUGCUGCCUGGGAUGUUGGUAUACCUGUGGCAAGCGAAAAUGCUCUCCCCUGCUAUGACAGAGACAGUUACAAUAAGAUAUUGGAAAGUGCCAAGCCACUGAAUGAUCCUGAUGGACGGCACUUAUCAUCUUUCACCUUUCUUAGGCUAAGCCCAGUUCUCAUGCAAAACCACAACUUAUUAGAGUUCGAGCGCUUUGUCAAACAAAUGCAUGGCGAGAGUGUUCCAAUGUGUAGAUGACGAGGGGGUUGAAGCCCUAACUUGUUAUCAGCUUCAUCCCUCCCCGAAGGUAAUAUACUUCUUGACAGAUGUAGGACACCUUUGUUCAUUCGCUGUAGUAGCUUAAGGAGACUCUUUCCAGAUCAUGAAAAUAAUUUUUAUAAGCAAUGUCAUGAUGGAGCCAUAUUGCAAUUCCUUUGAUAUCUAUGAAAGAGGUGCUGUAUUUACUUGGAAGGAAAUGGGGAGCUCCAGUUCUGUAAAUUCAUUGUAUGUCUUAAUUUCCAGGAAAUGUCAACAAAGUCUUACGAGUCCACAACUUCAUCCUGCAAUCUAACCUAGUUAAACUGGUGACUCUCUGGGGUCAUCUUUGUUCAUACUCAAUGAAACAAGCAUAUAUAAUUGAUUCCGAAAGAUGUUA
Molecule: messenger RNA, 3301 nt
Organism: Musa acuminata AAA Group (dessert banana)
Lineage: Eukaryota; Viridiplantae; Streptophyta; Magnoliopsida; Zingiberales; Musaceae
Product: beta-amylase 2, chloroplastic-like
Exons: 10
Coding region: 790-2904 (704 amino acids)
Biological process (GO): polysaccharide catabolic process
Molecular function (GO): beta-amylase activity
Source: RefSeq, a predicted model, not a curated record